Molecule: messenger RNA, 3797 nt
Organism: Gambusia affinis (western mosquitofish)
Lineage: Eukaryota; Metazoa; Chordata; Actinopteri; Cyprinodontiformes; Poeciliidae
Gene: nab2
Product: NGFI-A binding protein 2 (EGR1 binding protein 2)
Exons: 8
Coding region: 445-1944 (499 amino acids)
Biological process (GO): negative regulation of DNA-templated transcription
Cellular component (GO): nucleus
Molecular function (GO): transcription factor binding; transcription coregulator activity
Source: RefSeq, a predicted model, not a curated record
AAGGACUAAUCUUAAAGACGCAUGAGGGUUAAUUUCAAGCCCCCACUAUACCACCACCCACAUCUCCAAUUUGAAAGCCGCCUCUCUACCGGGAGAGGAAGGCUCUUUUUCGGUCAGAUGGCGUGCUGCAGUCCGCCCCCGUCAUUCUCCAGCCCACACAGACGGCAAAAAAGGCAGCCAGCAACCAAUACGGUGCGCCGGAGGAGGAUUUCUGCCAGUGAUAUUAGCCGAGGAGCGAAACGCAAAGGGGAUUUACUACGGCAAAUCUGCGCCGUGGAGGCUCUCGGCGAGAGUUUCGCUCCGGGAGUUGCGAGCCGUGACAUUGGAGAGACUAUUUCCCUGUUCCGCCGGAACAGAUCUUCACAAGAAACCUGAAAAGUUCUUUUCUCUUUGCAGGUUCAUGCGAUUCCCCUCUGUUGUUUGAACUUUCCAGUGCUGUGUGCUAUGUCUCUGCCACGCACCCUUGGGGAGUUGCAACUCUAUCGGGUGCUGCAGAGGGCCAACCUGCUGGCCUACUAUGAAACCUUCAUCCAGCAAGGCGGUGACGACGUGCAGCAGCUCUGCGAGGCUGCCGAGGAGGAGUUCCUGGAAAUCAUGGCCCUGGUUGGCAUGGCCACCAAGCCGCUGCAUGUGCGUAGGCUGCAGAAGGCUCUCCGCGACUGGGCGGCGAACCCUGCCCUUUUCAGUCAGCCCGUCGCUAAUGUCCCUCUUGGGGGGAUCCCGCUGUUCAAAGUUGAAGGGACAGGCUCCAGCGGGUCAGCUAGUGGGCACAGAAAGGCUUUGAGCAACGGGCAGCCUGGUUCCCCCUGCGAGAGAGAGGACCGAGCAUGUCUGACCCCGAUGUACAGCGGCAGUCCGAGAAGUCCCUGCUCCCAGGCGUCUCCGCAGCCGCCAGACACACACUACAGGGAAAAACUCUCCCCCAUGGACCCGCACUGGCUCAGCCCAGACCCUGAUGGGAAUGGCGCUCUUGCCUCUGCAUCUGGAAACGAGGAGGAACCACACAGCCCACCUCUCCUGUCCACAGGGCCGCCGGGUCCUUCCACAUCUCCAGUGCCCUCCGCAUCCUUCACCCCAGCACCCCUGUCAGCCUGGCCAGGAGGGCAGCUGGACGAGGAGACGGCCAGGGCCGUGGUGGAGAGCGUGGAGAGACUCUAUAGGACCCUGCCCAGGUCAGACCCCGCAGAGGUAAAGACUCUGCUGAGGAUGAACAAGAAAAUAGCAAAAACCGUGGGUCACAUCUUCAGAAUGGGCUCGCAGGAUGCAAACAAGGAGGAGGAGAUCCGGAAAUACAGCCUCAUUUAUGGUCGCUUUGACUCCAAGAGGAGAGAGGGCAAGCAGCUCACACACCAUGAGUUGAUCAUCAAUGAAGCUGCUGCCCAGUUCUGCAUGAGAGACAACGCUCUCCUGCUCAGACGGGUGGAGCUCUUUUCUCUGGCUCGACAGGUGGCCAGGAAAUGUGCCUACACCUCCACACUGAAACAUGCAAGGUCAAAUGCUGAUGAGAGCAGCGGUUUGUGUCAGAAGAGAGCGAGACACGAGGUCAUCGUCUCUGAGUCAUCGCUCCUUGGAGUGGAGGGAUCUGAAGGAGCGACUCAGAGAGCAGAUGAAGACAGCUUGUCUGCAGAGAGCAUUGACUGCGCAUCGCUUGACUCCAGCUCCCAGUGCAACCAGUCUCCAUCCCCCCGUCCCCACACUGACGCCUCGAACCCCGCCAGCUGGAGCCGCCAUCUAAUACAGCAGACUCUAAUGGACGAAGGCCUGCGAUUGGCUCGGAUGGUGUCACAUGACCGGGCAGGGAAACUCAGCCUGGGGCCGGAGGGAACUCACUUGGCAGACCAUGACAUCAAAGUGGAACGGGCGAUCUCGAUAACGGCGUGCCGGAGCAGUAGCCCUUGUGUCACCAAAGAGCCAGCCAUCACCUCCAACCACAGAGGAAAGUGAAACCCGCGGCCCGUCAGGGGAACUGUGCUCAGAGAGAGGACUCCAACUCAAACUGUAAAUCUAAGACUGCAAGGAUCUGACUAAAUAGGCCCGUCAUGUCUUGUAAACGAAUCCGCUGUAAAUUAAGAUGUGAGUGUUUCUGUUUUUAUAUAUCUGUUAGAUGGAGGGAACCCCGUCUCUGUUUUAGCGUCCUGCAGAGUUUAGCUGUGUUCUGUCAGGGAAAAUGUUUAUGUUGCUGCGAGUGCCGCUGUGUGCUGGAGGAUCCGCCUGCCACAGAUGAAACACGCUUCACACAGCAGGGGGCACUGCAACUUUGGAAAACUGAAGCUCUAAAGUUCCUCCACACUGAGCAAGACUGCAGAGGAGAUGUGCGUUUAGCAAAGAUCUCUGUGUUUUGCAAGUUACAGCGUAAUGCUCUGGAGCUGUUCACCUCAGGAAACCACUGGACGCUUUGCUUAGGUCAGAGGUCAGCACUGUAGAGGUCAAACUAACUCAGAAGACACUGACACAUGCAGCACCUUGCAAAAUACUCAUACCACUGAAAAUUUCCCUAUUUUUAUACAUUUUAUUUUGUUUUAUUCAGAUUUUAUGUGAUAGACCAACAAAAUAUAGCAUAUAAUGAAGAAGUGCCUCUUCUGAAAAGUAGCAUAUUGAUGGAGCCCCACACAAAGUAGAAAACUACAAAGUUAAAACUUCCUAAUUGCUCAGUUAAAAGGAAAGUAAAACAUGAUUUAUUUUUUUUUAACAAAUGAAAAUCUGAGAAGUCUGUUAUGCAUUUUCAUAAACUCAAUUUCUUGAAUUUUUUUAAUUAUGCAUGCCAAAUUUUCUAAUUUUCAUUAGUAAAGAAUUUUGAAAGUCAUCAGCAAUCUACAAUAAUCCAGCACUACAUGUCGUCGGUCUAUCACAUAAAAUAAAAUUCAUUUAAUUUAAUUUCCCUGUGAGAUUAAUAAAGUAUUUUUGAAACUGAAUUUUGAAUCCUAUUGAAAUGCACUGCAGUUUGUGGUUUCAGAAUCUGCAAACAUUUAAGUGUGACGAACGUUUUUGCAAGACGCUGCAUGUUGAGGUUAAAAAGUGUUUCUUUUUCAGUCGGUGUUGAAUAAAAUUUCAAAAAGCGAGUUCAUUAACUUAUCCAUCAGAUUUGACGUCUGUCAUAAUCACACUCACAACUUUCUGCUGCACAAAUAAUAGAUUGGAUAUUUUUUAAAUCACUUCCAGGUUGAAAAGUUUGCCAUCCCCAAGAUUAUGAAAAUGUAUUUAUUUUCUUAAUCCAGUGGCUAAAUCAAAAACACUGAGGCUUGGAGUGACACUGUCUGGUGCUCUGACUUUGUCCUAAUCAGAGUUUAAUGUCACUAAAGGUAAAACUGUACAUUUGUUGGGAAUACUGCAUUUAAAACUACAUUGAAAGGUUCUUUGUUUUAAAGGCUGUUUGACACACUUAUUCAGUCUUUCACUUGUAAGUUGAUCCGUAUGUAAUGUUUUUGUGUCUCUUAAAGACAGAUGUGAUUUUUUUGGGGGGGGUGAUUUAUUAUUUGUUUUUGUUCAAUUUGUAUUUUAGGAAAACUCAGAGGUUCAGAGAGACUAAAUGAUUGUAUUCUCUCUUGAUGCAGCAGCUUAUUUUAAACUCCUCACCCCGUUCGGCCUCGGCAGCAGAGUUGAGGUGUUAGCUUAUAUCGACGGUUAUAAAUACAACAGAUUUUGUAGACUAAUUACAGAACUAUCCGUGAGGUAGCGUGCUGUGCAUCGGUUACACCUACCCGUCUCUUGAGCAUUAGAAUCAUCCUCAGUGUAUGUUGCAAGACAGAUAAUUUAUUUUGUUAUAUCCUAAUAAAUGUUACUUUAAUGAUUUAAAUCAA